This is a messenger RNA of Labeo rohita (rohu), 1774 nucleotides long. RefSeq names its product interleukin 12a (gene il12a). Lineage: Eukaryota; Metazoa; Chordata; Actinopteri; Cypriniformes; Cyprinidae. The coding region runs from base 807 to 1403 and encodes 198 amino acids. The transcript is spliced from 7 exons. The record is from RefSeq and is a predicted model, not a curated record.
UUUUGUACCUUGUGGCAGAAACAAGCUUCUGUCGUGCGGCUUUAUAAUUGAUGCUUUAGAACAAAAUUGCAAAUAUGAUCGAACGCAACCAGAAGCGGACGGGAAGCGCUGGUCUACAAAAUCUACAUUUCUGUUUUAUCCAAAACUGGCGUCAAAUAUAUUCCAGUGACAAUCAUUUCCAGAAAUGGCAUGAAGUCAUUUCCAAAGUGCUGUUUCUUUCAACUAAAUGUUUUUUUUUCCGUUUUGAAAAUGAAUCAUGUUUCAUGUUGGAAAUUUAUCGACUGUAUCAUAUUCUAUUUGAGACCGUAUACAACAGAUAUUACACAUUAUUGGAACAAAAAGAAAUUCUGAGAGCAAACACAGUCAGAUAAUUGUGUGAUUGAGUGGAAAUAUUCAUAUAGUCAGGUUUGUGUGGAUGGAAGAGAAACAACAACAUACAUUCGUUCAUAUUGUAGUGUCACUACUGAUCAUUACACUGUGUUUUCCAGUUAUUCAUUGAAAGUCUAGAAAGUGUUGUGAUUCGUGGUUGUGUUUGGAGUCGUCUGAAUGAAGUGAAAGCAGGAGCAGGCAGUGCAUUUGUUUGUUGAGGUCACUGUAAUGAGCGCAUACGCAUCAGUUUUUUUUAUUCCAGUUUCUGUCCAGCAAACCAAGCGUGUGUGUGUGUGUGUGUGUGUGCGUGCGUGUGUGUGUGUGGAGGUUUUAGUGAUUGAGAGUGUGAGGGAUUUCCCCAUCAUGAGUAUAAAGCCUCCAUCACACUGGUCCUCCAGCAAACACACUCUAUCAGAGUCUGAGCGACGACACUCAUCAUGAAGAUCGGCAUUGUAUUGUGCAUAUUUGUGUCCCUUGCGAUGGGCUCUCCGGUCCCUCCAAACACACAGUUGUGUAAUUGCAGCACCGAUGCCAGGAUGCUGCUCUCCAACCUCUCACUCAUCAUGGAGAAGCAGGGGAAGAUGCAGGACAGGGAUCUGUUCGCUGGCUUUAACUGCACUGAUCUGGAGGCUCAGAUGAUUCCUCACACUCACACGGCGUCUGUCUGUCAGCCCAGCACCUCUGAUGAAGAGUCCUGCUCCAGCCACAGAGGCGCUCAGUCUUUCAGCGAGACGGAGUGUCUGAAGAACAUCAGAGCUGAUCUGUGCUAUUACGACGUGAUGCUGAACUCCUACAAGCCCAGUGAGACUCUUCUGAAUCCAGUGAAGACGGCCACCAAAAACCUGUUGAAUUGCUUGAAUGAGAACUGUGAGGCUGAAGAUGUUUCCUCAGAGUUUCCUCAGUGGCAAAUCUGGAGUGGAUCGUCCUUCGACGACCGUCUGUCGCUGUGCAAAGCGCUGAAGGGCUUCCACAUCCGGGCCAUCACCGUGAACCGGGCGCUCGGCUACGUCGCCUCCGGAGACCACAGGAAAUGAUGUCACUCACUACAGUUCACCUCCACAUGACCGAACGCCAUCAAAGCCACCGAACGAACACAUCAAAGCACGGCUGACGACAGCAGAAACCAGCGGCUGUCGGCCACACAUAAGCUAGACCUAUGUUUGUGUCGAUCACUCAAUCUAUUUAUUUGUUCUGAGAAAUUAUUUAUUUAUGUGGAUGUAAUGCACUAUUUAUUGACUAUUUAUUAAAAUAUUUGUGUAACAGAAAUGUAUUUUGUGUUUGUGUGGAUGAAACUCAACAACAUAUAAAACACGAGUCUUCCAGGGAUGAGAACCGAAUCGUUCUUUUCAGACCGAAGACUUCAUUUGACAUGAAAGUUUGGGAACACAUUAUUUUAAGGGUAAAG